This is a messenger RNA of Chlorella variabilis, 2793 nucleotides long. RefSeq lists its product as hypothetical. The coding region runs from base 1 to 2793 and encodes 930 amino acids. Gene Ontology annotation, biological process: maturation of SSU-rRNA. The transcript has 7 exons. Gene Ontology annotation, cellular component: nucleolus. The record is from RefSeq and is a predicted model, not a curated record. Gene Ontology annotation, molecular function: RNA binding. NCBI's taxonomy places the organism in Eukaryota, Viridiplantae, Chlorophyta, Trebouxiophyceae, Chlorellales, Chlorellaceae.
AUGUCACAUGUGUACCCCCUGUGCACAGGGCCUGUGGCAGGGGCUUGUAGCCUCGGCAAAGGGCGAGUUUUGGUGUCUGUGCAAGGCGAUGGCGUUACCUGUUAUGAUGUAGACACCAGGAAGCCCGUGGCGGCCUGGGCGCUAGGCGCCACGGAGCAGGAGUUCAGCAGCGCCGCGGUCUACGACUAUGCCACCAACGUGUGCUACGCGCCGGUGCGGCAGCGCGGCACGGCGUCGGCGGGCAAGACCGGCGGCAGCGUGCUGGCCUGGUCGGCCGACGCCACCGGCGGCAGCAUCACGCAGCUGGCGCGGUCCAUGCACCUGCCCGCCCUGCACGCCCUCUUCCCCGUGAGCCACACGCCCGAGGGCGAGGAGGAGGAGGCGGCGGCAGCCGAGGCGGAGGAGAAGGCUGAGGCGGAGCAGGUGGACGGCAGCGGCGCGGCGGUGCCCGGUGCGGUGGCGGUGUUUGCCGCGGGCGGCGCGGCGCUGUGCAGCGGCACCGAGGUGGUGGCGGAGGCGGAGGAGGCGCGGGUGGUGCACACGGUGGCUGCAGCCUACCAGCGAGGGGUGCUGGUGGCGGUGCAUGCCGAGCCGCGCGCCGGCGGCGCCGCCAGCGCCACCGUCUAUCGCGUGCAGGGCGGCAAGCUGGAGGUGGAGCCUGCGGUUGAGCUGGUGGCUCCCAGCGCCGGCUGCCGCGCCGUGGCGGCCGCCACCACGGCCGAGCGUACCGCCGUGCUGUGGUCAGAUGGCACGGUUGCUUUCUACCUGGUGCCUGGCGACAAGCGGCCGCUGGUGCCGGGCCCAGACCACGCCGGCCCCCGCCGACGGGCCGCGGUGCAGCGGCGGCUGGCGGGCUUCCGCCUGCCGGCCGGCAAGCAGAAGGGCGGCGGCGGCAAGAAGCGCGGCGCCGCGGCAGAGCCCGAGGCGGCGGCAGGCGGCGUCGCCAUGGCGGCGAUGGGCGAGAAGCAGGUGGCGGUGGUGGGCUGGGCGGCUGGCAGCGAAGGCGCUGCUGUGCUGCGGCUUGUGGUGCUGGAGCAGGCGGCGGCCUGCGUGCAGAUUGCCCACGACUUCAGCGCAGCAGAUGUGGGCCUGGCUGCCCUGGACCCCAGCAAGCCGGUCCAGGUGGGCAGCCUGGGCCCAGGCAGCAACCAGCUGGCGGUCACAGUGGGCACCGCUGUGCUGAUUGUCACCUGCUCCGACCUGAAACCUCCCACCCUGGUCAACCUGCUGGGCGCGCUGUCAGUUGACAAGGCGCUGGCGGCCGCACGGCGCGGCGGCGGCGGCGGCGACGCCGCCGGCAGCGGCCUGCUCCCCCUGCCGCCGCCGGCCGGCGGCGGCGGCGCGGCCGGCGCGCUGCUGGGCUCCACCGCGGCGGUCAGCCCAGCGGCGGCGGCCGCGGCCCGGGUGCUGCACGGCGACGAGCUGGCGGCGCUGUGCGCGCCGUUUGGCGGCGCGCUGCGGCCUGUGGUGGUGGACAUGCAGCUGGAGGAGCCGGAGCAGCCCGGGCAGUGGCUGGUGCGAGCCAGGGAGGUGUCCGUGAGGUGCACGGAUGCAGAGGGCGACGCGGCGGUCGCCGCCGAGGAGCGGCGCGUGUGGCAGGCGGUGCAGCAGCCCGCGGCGGCGGCGCUGGGCAGCGACGCGGCGCUGCGCGCGGCGCUGGAGCCGCUGCUGGAGCUGCGCCGCCGCACCGGCCUCCCCCUCUCCCACCGGCUGCUCUGCGGGCUGCUCAUGCUGGCGGCAGAGCACCAGCACUGGGGCUCGGUGGCGGCUAUCCUGGAGGUGCAGCACCCCGGCCUGCUCAGCGAUGUGCCCGCCCUGGCGGCAGCGGCGGCCGACGCCGGCCAGCUGGGGGCCAUGGAGCGCCUGGUCUGCGGCAGCGGCGACACGCCGCCGGCGGAGGUGGCGGCGCUCCUGCACGUGCUGCUGUCGCCGGCCAGCGGCGAGGCGGCGGAGCGGGGUCGGAUAGAGCGGCACGAGGCCGCUGCCGCGGCGGCCGCGGCAGCGGCCGAGGCGGCGCGCCAGGCGGCGGCGGCGGGACCGCAGGCGCAGCAGGCGCAGCAGGCGCAGCAGCAGCAGGGCGAGGACCCGGCCACGCCCGGCCGGGCCUUGGGCCGCCGCCGGCGGCGGAGGGCAGCAGAAGAGGCCGACGCCGCGGAUGUGGCGGCGGCGGGCGGCGCGGCCGGGCAGCAAGGCGCCGAGUCUGCGCCGCCGCCGGUGGCUGCGCCGCUGGCGGUUCCCGGGGCGCGGGAGCGUGCGGUGUCGGCCUGCUGCCAGGCGGCAGUGCAGGGUUUCACACCCGCAGACAGCUGCCUGCACCCGCUGGUGGCGGCCCGCCACCGCCCCGCCACGCUGCGUGAGGCGCUGCGCAGUCUGCCCGCCCAGCAGGCGGUGCGGCUGCUGGGCUACCUGGCCGCGCUGCUGCGCAACCAUGCCCGCCUGGUGGGUGGCUGCGCCGUGGGGUGGCAGCCGCCGCUGGAGCUGCCUGCGGGGCUGGUGCUGCCGCGCAUGGGGCAGGCUCUGGAGUGGGCCAACGCCUUGCUGGAUGCCACCCUGGUGAAGCUGUCCCACGAGCCAGAGGCUCAGCCGCUGGUCGAGGAGCUGCACCAGGUGGUGGACCAGCAGGCGGCGGAGGCGCGGCCGCUGCAGCGCCUCAGCGGCGCCCUGGCCCAGCUGCUGGAGCAGCAGCAGCAGCAGCAGCAGUCGCGGUCGGUGGCACUCGCAGCAGACUACAGCGUGCAGUGGCUGGACCUGCGCAUACUUGCGCCAGAGCAGCGCGAUCAGCCUGGCCAGUAG